GAUCGGUCUACGCCCGUUCUUCUGAUAGUCUCGCUCGCGGGUAUCAAAGUAUGCAGUCCAGAUGGAAAAUGCGUGCAAAUGGCGCACGCGUUAAGGCGCAUCUCGUACGCAACCUGUGAACCUCAGCACGCUCAAUUCAGCUUCCUCGCUCGAGAACCUAGAGCGCACUUCAGCAUACAAUAUUGCCAUUCUUUCAUCACCGAAUCUGCAGAACAGGCGGAGGAGUUGAACACCCUUGUCGGCAAUGCAUUUCGUAUGGCAUACGUGGCGCAACUUCAGCGCCAGCCGAUCCUUCACGAUGUGAUCUCACCGCAAUCGUCGCCACCCUAUCGCAAGGACAAACAGGAGACACGGUCUUCGUGGAACAAAUCGCUACCUGGCGACAAUUCGAUCGCCGGCGUAGGAGGCGGUUGCAGAAAUUCGUCGUCGAAUUCGUGGCUAAAAAGUCGAACGUCGCCCACGUCCAGAACUGGAAGCGGUUCGUCUGCGGCGGACAUGAACGUACAGCUCGGCAGUGCCGGCUCGCCCACGCUGCGACUCGCCAGCGUGAAGACACCGAACUCGAUCCCAGGUCUACGGCCGACGCACAACUUCACGAACGUUCUCGGCCCCAUAACGAACGAGGACGAACCAAAGAGUAUCUCUCAGCAAAGUACACCGAGCAGCGAUGAGAGCAACUCGCCGACGGAACUGAACUCGUACAAGAGGCUAACGGACAAGCCGCCUCUGAUAAAGCGGCUGGCGAUGGGUUUGACAGGUGGACGUGACGUUCUUGGACUAAACGGUGAGGAUGACAGCUGCCCCCUCGUCAGUGGUAGUAGUACGCCGACGAGCCCCUCGAAUAGGCCGCAUUCUGGGGGUUACAUAAACGAGGCGAUCAUCGACUCGGAGGGCACCAGGCCUACCUACAACAAGAUCCCCCCCUCAGAGAGUCUGGACAACACUAUCAACGCGUCCAUCACCGCGAAAAACUUCAACAUUGAGAACAACAGGAUAGGACACAAUUCUCCAAAUUCGGGUACUGAAACGGAAUUCAAGUCGAAGAGAAGAUCCCAAAUUAGUACUUCGAGCAGUUCGGUACCUGCUGACGGAAGUACUCAUGGAUCGACGCCAACACCACCGCCCCUACCUGAAAGAACGGACAGCUUGAACAAUCGCAGCGAGGAGGCUGAAUUGCGUAAAGCUCCCUGGUUCCAGGCCGGAAUACCGAGGGAAAUAACGUUGGAAGUGUUGAGCCAGGAGCCGGAAGGAGCCUUCAUGGUGAGGGAGAGCACCAGUAAACCCGGAUGUUAUGCCCUUUCGCUUCGAGUGCCGCGCGAAUUCCAACCAAGCGGAAUAGCCCAUUAUCUUAUAAUGCGUACGAACAAAGGCUACAAAAUCAAGGGCUUCACGAAGGAGUUCACGACGCUCACUGCCCUAAUUACUCACCACUCCGUGAUGCCUGAAUUACUGCCGUGCCCAUUGUCACUGAGUCGAUACAAUCCUAGCUUCGUGAAGAGCGAUUCCAACAAAGACUUCGCGGACAUCGAUUCGGAUCCCGAUUACAAUACCCUAGCCGACUUCCGGAAGAUGAUGGCUGACUUGAACGUGUAGAAUGAAAUCUCUAGGGAAUCGAAAUGAUACGGUAAAGAAGAAAAUCGAUUCGAAGCUUACACGUUCCGAGAGACCAUACGAGACUGAAUUGAAUUACGCUUUGCGAAUGGAACCUGUACACCUGGUUACACACCUGGGUGUCACGACGCGUUCGGAGACAGGAGGAAUUCACGAAAUCUCGAGGAAGUGCGCGUUCGAUCUUGAAUUCUGUGUCGCUCGUAACGAUCGACAAGCUGGGGAAUUUCUUGACGAUCGACAGGCGUGUCGCAACGAUACACACACUCUGUACUCGAAAACGAAACACAUCGUGGUGAUACGUAUUUCGUAAGUCGUCGAUAGCUGUAAGGUACUAUUAACGGAAACGACAGCGAAUCAAAAAGUCGGAGGACGCACAGCAGGGAAACCGAUUCCUUAUUUUAUAGAUCGAUUCGCGGAGUUUGCUCUUAAGGCGCAACGGGAGAGACCGUCUGGCAACAAUUUCACUUUGAAUUGAAAUGCCAACGAAUAUGUUAGUUGGCCACGAGUGUAUUCGUUGGCACGAAAUAUCUUAGAGGCGUUAACAUAUCCUGCACGACACGCGAGCUCUGCAAAAGGAAAUCUCGAUGAAUGACUAGUUUGCAGCAUUUUUUACGCGAAACGAACAAUUAUUGCGAGAAUGAGAUGAGUAUAUUUUUGAAUGUUACUUGUGAAUGUCUAUUGAAUGGAUUUCGUUUUGAAUGAAUCUCGUGAAACUGUAUUGGUGUCACGAUACGGUCGCAUUUAAUUUAGAAAUAAAAAAAAAGAGAGUUUUACCGGCAACGUUGCAUCAACCAACGACGAUCGUUACCUAGAAAUGAUACUGUGGCUUGAAAUUUACUGUUGAAAUACUAUCAGGGAUGAGUAACGCGUUGAAUGUAUAAUUUUGAAUUAGUCGAAUACAUCGACGCUGCAAUUAUGUUUUCGCUGAUUUUCGAUCGACCGUUAAGAAGAGAAACGAGAUUUUUAAGGUUCUGUCAAAUAACGUUUCGCACGACUAAACAGCGUGUUCCGAAAUUAAUGUACAUGUGUUUAUAUGUAUAUAAAUUAUAAUUAUUGUUAUAUCAUACUACUUAUAUUUAAUUAAACGAACUCAACGGCAGCGUUAGAAUGGACUGUAUCCUUGGAACACUGACGAGACGUAGAAUUCCAAGAGCAUCGAGGCCGAUUGGAGAAAAUGACUUUGCAGUGGUAAUUUAAUCGUUCGACUCACCUAGUCUUGUACAGAAUUUGCGUGCGCAUAGUGAAUAAUUAAGAAGAAGGAAGGGGUUAAAAUACAAAAAAAAUUACAAUACGCGUAUCACGACCGACAUUGACAAGCGAAACGGAGAAAUGUGUGCCGCUUUUUGUAUGCCUAAGAACAUAGAGCCAUAAGCAAACACUUCAUGCAACUCCUACAUUUCAAUUUUUUUUUUUUUUUUUUUUUCAAUAUACAGAAUAAGAUAGAAAGGAAACUCAUCGAGACAACUAGCCACCCUUCUCCCCCGAUUAAUACGAAACGCAUCAAAUCAGAUUACACGAACGGCCACCAAUUUAUCCUACGAAGCAACGUGGAUAAGACAGAUAGUAACCGAUAACCGAUAAAAUAAUAUUUUAAUAAGAAGUUUACGCGCGUUCAAGUAUCUGGUAUAAAAUUGAAUACAACUCACUCCCUGCCAUGCUAGAAUUUAACAAAUCGAUAAAUGUGUUUUACAUUCGUUUAUUUAAACCGAAUCGACCGAACGCAUAACAGCUAUAAUGCGGACUUCAAAGAGUAAAGUAAGCAAAAAUGCGAAGACAAAUCGCUUAUCGUCAUCCUCGAGAAAAUGCAUAGAAUAAAGAGAAAAAAAACUUCAACAUGGAUUUAGUUAGUUUACGGACAUUCAUUGUACUUCGACAUCGAAAGGAA
Messenger RNA from Colletes gigas, 3496 nucleotides. RefSeq names its product tensin-1-like. Bases 79 to 1593 code for a protein of 504 amino acids. Lineage: Eukaryota; Metazoa; Arthropoda; Insecta; Hymenoptera; Colletidae. The record is from RefSeq and is a predicted model, not a curated record. The transcript is spliced from 8 exons.